AUGAAGACAAUUAUCUCGCGCUUGAUCCAUUCCACUCCAUCCUCCAUCUCUAAACUCAAUGCAUUUGCUGUGUCAAUUAACGGGAGAAAUUUCUCUACGGACUCUACGAAGAUUGAUGAGCCCUUUAAAGUUGAGGAGGCUGGGACUAUAAAUGUACCCCCACCUCAACCCCCAACGGAGAAGUUGCUUGUGUUGGGAGGCAAUGGUUUUGUUGGAUCUCAUGUUUGUAGAGAAGCCUUAAAUCAUGGUGUGCCUGUUGCGAGCAUUAGCAGGUCUGGCAGGUCAUCCCUGAACGAUGCCUGGGCUAGCAAUGUCAUAUGGUAUAAAGGGAAUCUCCUUUCAACUGAGUCAUUGAAAGAGGCUUUAAAUGGGGUCACUACUGUUAUCUCAUGUGUUGGUGGUUUUGGCUCCAAUGCAACCAUGUACAAAAUUAAUGGAACUGCUAACAUCAAUGCAAUUAGAGCAGCUUCUGAUCAAGGUAUUAAAAGAUUUGUCUAUAUCUCUGCUGCCGACUUUGGUGUAGUAAAUUACUUGCUGCAGGGGUAUUAUGAAGGAAAGAGAGCCGCUGAAACAGAGCUUCUGACGAGAUUUCCGUAUGGAGGAAUAAUUCUGAGGCCAGGGUUUAUUUAUGGGACUCGAAGUGUUGGGAGUAUGAACAUACCUCUUGGCAUAGUUGGAUCACCGUUGGAGAUGGUUUUUCAACAUACUAGAGCAUUGACUCAGAUCCCACUUGUUGGGCCUCUAUUGACACCUCCUGUCAAUGUUACUGCGGUGGCUAAAGUUGCUGUUAGAGCUGCAAUUGAUCCUGUUUUUCCGCCUGGGGUCAUAGAUGUCUAUGGAAUUCAACGUUACAGUCAGAAUAAAUCCAAGUAG
Messenger RNA from Lathyrus sativus (Indian pea), 873 nucleotides. Lineage: Eukaryota; Viridiplantae; Streptophyta; Magnoliopsida; Fabales; Fabaceae. The record is from the annotation of a GenBank genome assembly.